Molecule: messenger RNA, 639 nt
Organism: Chara braunii
Lineage: Eukaryota; Viridiplantae; Streptophyta; Charophyceae; Charales; Characeae
Source: the annotation of a GenBank genome assembly
UCCAUUGGGCCAAGCCUGCAGAUCGGACCAUGGAAAGCGAGGUCCCAGAUGAUGAGGUACAACUACUGCUCGUUCAAGCGUGGAGAACAGUUACGGAGGGAGAUUUUAUGGGAAUUAUCUUUGAGGAGGUGCACGACAACAAUUUGAGCGCCAUCAAGGACGAGUUGCUGGUAUUCCUGGUCCAAGUGCUGGACGAUCUGCCGCUGGAAAUCCUGUCGCGCUGCGAUGAAAUGCUAGAAACGGAGACGCUUACUCGCUCCUUGGAGCCGCACCUCCUUAGGUCCACGUGUACGAAGCUAGACGAGGGGAGGUACUAUUUGUCUUCGAGGGGUGUGUUUCUAACAGUGGACAUCACUGAUAUGUCCACGUGGGACCCGCUCAUUCGACGCAUCCCUAAAGGACAAACAAGCGAGGAGGUACGGGAGGAGGAGGAAGAAGAAUCCGAAGAGGAGGAGGAAGAGGAGGAGCGGAACGGUGAUCCUGACUACCGAGAGUACGACGACGAGGUGUUGGGAGCGGUUGGAUCGGGGGAAGACAACGAGGAAUAGGAGGACGACUCGGAGGAGGAAGCCACGUCGACUGAUUCAAGUGAAGCAGCCGAGCUGCCGAGGGAGGAGCAGGAAUCUGAGAACCCGAAGC